CCCUCCAAAUGAACCGCCACGUACAUCUCCUGCUCAUCUUAUUAAACCCUAAAAAAGAACCAAACUUGAAACAAAUUUCCACAGCCCAAACUAAUCAUCAUCAUGGCUCAAGAAAAGUUCAAGUUUGCCUCUCCUGCAAUGGACCAUGAAGGACGCAUGCCGAGGAAGUACACCGGCGACGGACAAGGGGCCAAGAAGGACAUCUCACCGCCAUUAGAAUGGUAUAAUGUCCCAGAUGGAACGAAGUCAUUGGCACUCAUAGUUCAAGACCUUGAUGCUCCAGAGGACCCAUCAGGGCCUAUUGUCCCAUGGACUCAUUGGGUCAUUGUUAACAUCCCUCCUUCUCUCAAAGGCCUCCCUGAAGGGUUCUCCGGCAAGGAGGAGGACAUGGGUGGCGAGUUCUCAGGCAUUAAAGAAGGUCACAAUGAUUACAAGGUCCCUGGCUGGCGUGGUCCUAUGCCACCUACUUCCGGCCAUAGGAUUGAGUUCAAGCUCUAUGCUCUUGAUGACAUGCUUCAUCUUGGAAACAAGGUGACAAAGGAUAAGGUUGAGGAAGCUGUCCAAGGGCAUGUUUUGGGAGAAGCUGAGUUGGUAGUGAUCUUCUGAGAAGAUAUGUUGUUGUUGUUGUUGUAAUCAGUGAGGUGGAAUAAUGAAGUAAAGAGAUGUCAUGUAGUCACCCAG
Molecule: messenger RNA, 681 nt
Organism: Dioscorea cayenensis subsp. rotundata (Guinea yam)
Lineage: Eukaryota; Viridiplantae; Streptophyta; Magnoliopsida; Dioscoreales; Dioscoreaceae
Product: UPF0098 protein CPn_0877/CP_0992/CPj0877/CpB0906
Exons: 2
Coding region: 103-606 (167 amino acids)
Source: RefSeq, a predicted model, not a curated record